CGGAGCUCAGGUUGCUUGUAGAUUGUGUAGAUGGUGUUGUAAGCGAUCACAAAAUGGAUGACGCCGCUGAGCAAGUAGUUCGCCGGAGAGAAAUUAGAAGAAAGAAGAUAUUGGAAAACUCUGAUGCUCGAUGGAUGAAAAUUAUGGGUCAAGAGAAGCACCGUAGUCAAGAUGCUCCAAAAGAGGCAAGCAUUCCUGCACAGACACAAACAAAGGACCAACCCCUGACAUCAUCUGACACUAGAUGCACAAGCUUAGGAGAGCAAACGAGGGUGUCCUAUUCACUGGGUGAUGCAGCAUCUCAGUUCUUGUCUGAAGACAUCUCUGGGACUGUAGGUGGCAGCACCGUGAGUGGCUCCCGGCUGUCAGAAACACGCACGAGGUCUUUGGAUGAAACAGCAGCAAAUGGAGCACCACGACUAGCAUGCUCGCAACGGUCAGCUUCCUACUCCUUCCCCAAGAAAGUGUCAGAUGCAGAGUCACGGUCUUAUGCCCGUUGCCGGUUGGACACUCGAGGUGCAGAUGAAGGGACAUUAAGCUGGCUUUUAGAGCUGCUGGGCCCCUGUGGCCCAAGCCUGGUGCGAGCCUGGCUGUUGGGACUUGUGGCUACAUGCACACGGCUCUGGCUGGCUGUGGGUGCUGCUGCUCUGGGUGGCCCACAGACAAUGCUGCUUCCUUUCUGUCUUUUGGAAACGGCGAUGUAUAGCUACAGCAAAUUCAGCUCGAAACCCAGCAUUUCACAGCGGUCUAUGCGUUCCACAGCUGCACCGCUAGCUUUCCUGGCUACAGCCUUGGUUCUUUGUGGUGUUUCCCCAAAGGUCUCAUCAAGAACCACGGCCUGCUUGCAGCUUGUGUCUGAUGUGAUGCUGGACCUGAUGGUGUACACCUUUUCAUUUGUUGUUUUUCAUGUAAUUUUGGACGAUUGGGUUGGCUGAGCACUGCAGCUGGGAAGUGCCAAGAAGUAAAUCUAAACUGUGCAGCUCACUGUUGAGGCCAAGGAACAAACUGCAUCAUUGUGCCCACUGAACAUCUGCUGGGUUUAUCUUGUCAUAAACUACCACAGGCCAAGGUAAUGUCUGUACUGUGUUGCAGCAGAACUUGACUUGCAGGGGAACACCCCUGACAUGUUGUUUUUGGCAGCCGUGUUUGUGAGUGUGUCACUUGUGUGUUAUGACUCCGAAGUCUCUGUGUGCUCACAGCAAGUGGAAAAGAAUAGCAGCUGGUUAUUGUUCAGCCACUGUUAUGAGGAUUGGUGCUGGGCAUUUAUUUUUUGUGCUAAAAAGAAUGAAUGACAUAUACGUGGAUAAUGUCAGCUGUUUGUUUUUGUCUGCAUGAAGAGAAAAAUUGUAAUUUCCCAUUGUGUUCCAAAGACUUUAUAUGCCACCUUAAUGUGGAUGGUGACCUCGUCUGUUUCAUUCGUGCUACAAUGUUCCAGAAAACGUGAACCCUCAUUUUUCCAGUUGAGCAUUAACAGCUAGCGCAUCCUUGUUCACGGCAUCAGCUGUAGGAUAAUGGUUGUAGUAAUGAACAAAGCUGCUGACAUGAUCGCUUCACAUCUCUCUCUUAGCACAAAUGAGAUUGUGUGCCAAGGUAACGAAUAAUUCUAAAGUUCAGUUCCUGAACAUUUUCAUUUGUUCUGUGUGUACUGUAAACAAAUAUGUCCUUUCUGCAUCAUGCAGUAUGGUUAUUCCUGAGUGAAAUAGGAGAAUAUGCUGGAACUCGACAGUAGUCAUGCUUUGUGCGCUUGAUUUUGUUACCUGGUUCUAAGCAAUUUUUUUCCAUUCCAUGCAGUAACUUGAAGCCUACUUAUCCCUACAGGCAGCUUCCAGCAGAUUGCCAUGUGCUGGACAGGCAACAGUAACAAAUAUAUAAUUCAAGGCAUAUAUUCAUAUUGUUACAGAAACACCAGUGUGAUUUCAAAAUGUAAAUUAUGCUAAUGAAUGCUGAAGCAUCCCCUAGAAAAAUUUACUAUGAAAAAAAUAUGCCUUAUGGUUGCAGUUUAAUGUUCACUCAUACAAAUGGCUGCACUUGCAUUCCUCAUGCUCACACCUUUCUCAUUUGGAAUGAAUUUUGAAAAUGGAAAAAAUGUUGCCAACAAAUUGCUGAAUGGAUGAAGGACUUCGUAAAUUAAUGAAUGCACAAUUGAAUGAACACGCUUAAAUGACCCCUAGGCACUGAGUGUGUCCAUGGCUAUGUGCCCUUGAAUACAGCUAAACUCUGAUGCCUUUUCUGUGUAUAACUGAAUCCAAGACUGCAGCAUUAUGCUGAGUAAGACACCAAAAGCAAGAUUAUUUUGAAAGUAUCGUAGCUUUUGCUACGUAUAAUGCUUCUGAUAUAAUAUGCUGCUACACUGGUGCCAUUUUCAGUGCCGUGAUGUGGGACCAAUUGAAGGAAAACCCUUGACAGCCAGCUGGAUUAAAAAUCUGUUCUAAAACGGCCAAAUGGUUUAAGUACAGCUGGAGAGAUAAUGUCUGAGAAUUAAUGAUACAUUAAUAAGCUAUGCUAGGUAAAUGCAUUGAUGCAUUCCUGGUUUAAGUGGGUUGAUUGAAAGUGUUACAUGCAAGUUAAUAAUAUAGAAGAGGAUGGAAGUAUGUGAGUCUGCUGCUUUUUGGUCUGUGGAGUCCUGUCAUUUCUCAAUAAUAUGCUGGCCAAUUGUUUUUACAUCAGCUUAAUAGAAUAAAUGUGAUAGAACUUUUAUAAAUUCUUUCCCCUGUUUGAUAACUUGCAUUUUAUUUAUAAAAUGGGAUAUAUGAUGUGAAAUUGUCGAAGCUGUGAUUUUGUGUUGUGUGUGUGUGUUGUGUAUAUUGCAUGACAUGGUUAAACUUCUUAAUAAGGUGCUCUACACUGUGAGGCUGUAUUGUGUAUGCUAAUUAUCUUUAUUUAUUUAAAGACAUAUAGUUUUGUGUAAUAUUUUUUUGAAGCCACUUCUAUGUGUUGCAAUAAUGUGAAAAUAGCUCACAAAGAUAUGCACUGCUUCAGUUGCAGUGUUUGUUCUGUGCAAGGUAACAGUUGUACGGGUGAACUUUAUUUUAAUAAAAAAAAAAGGGGAUGAUGUCAUCAAGAACCAUUCUAAGCACGGAAAGAAGGGUGCAUGUGCCUACAGGCAGCAAGCAUAAUAACUUGUAGGGGCCCUUUAACACUUUUCAAACCGCUGCCGUUUAUUCGAGAGUAACAUAGACUAAAAGCUGGUGAUACCAUAGGCAUAGGCAAAGAAAGCAGUAUUAAAAUAUUUAGUAUUUUAAUCACACAAAGAAAUCACUACAUCGCUGCUGACUGGUGCUCGUAGUGGCGCUCGCCCGAAGCGUUUCUGGCAGAAGUGAUGUUACCAAGUGCUCAUCCAUAAUUGGUUAAGAACAAAGUUGCACAUAAUCACUUCACUACUGUAAAAUCUUUCUUGAGACUUGUUUUGCUCUUUCUCUUUGGGCGGAGGGAUUUUUUUUGCUGAAUAACUUCGGACUGUGUGCCCCUAUCGGUGCCAUUCUUAUUGUAUUUAUCUGUCUAUCCCUUCACUCUACACAAUCCACAAAUAAAAAAUAUGUGUCUGAAAAGUGUUAGAUGGCCCUUUAAGUGUAUUACAAUAAUUGCUGUUCUUUUCAAAUUUUUUUUACUUGCCACACCAAUUGUAUAGUUAUGGCAGAAAAGAUUGCCUUGAAUCAGCUGAGACAUCCUUACUCAGUACAUUUGCGUGCAUUUGCAUGUGUGUUUUUCCUUUUGUAAUUGUCAUUGCACAGUUUGCUGUCAUGAUGUGCAGUAUAAACCACAUGUUUUUUAGGGAUGA
Messenger RNA from Rhipicephalus sanguineus (brown dog tick), 3778 nucleotides. RefSeq lists its product as uncharacterized. Bases 54 to 935 code for a protein of 293 amino acids. The record is from RefSeq and is a predicted model, not a curated record. The transcript is spliced from 5 exons. NCBI's taxonomy places the organism in Eukaryota, Metazoa, Arthropoda, Arachnida, Ixodida, Ixodidae. Gene Ontology annotation, cellular component: GET complex. Gene Ontology annotation, biological process: tail-anchored membrane protein insertion into ER membrane.